Manihot esculenta (cassava) is the source of this 1456-nucleotide messenger RNA. Its product is annotated as (+)-neomenthol dehydrogenase-like. Lineage: Eukaryota; Viridiplantae; Streptophyta; Magnoliopsida; Malpighiales; Euphorbiaceae. The transcript is spliced from 5 exons. The record is from RefSeq and is a predicted model, not a curated record. Gene Ontology annotation, molecular function: oxidoreductase activity, acting on the CH-OH group of donors, NAD or NADP as acceptor. The coding region runs from base 303 to 1211 and encodes 302 amino acids. Gene Ontology annotation, cellular component: membrane.
UGAAAAUACUCUGCUUGUGAGGGCGAAUGUAAGCGAUAAUUGGAUGCAGUGAACCAAGCAGAUAUUUUCUUAGUGGAAUUUGAUCUUUAGGCGAUAUGAUUUCUAUGAUUACGUUGCAGCUUUAAAUCCACUCGUCAUAUGCGUGUUCUCUUGGAUUUCCCAAAUAGGAUGAUCGCGCAGUGAGUUCAUACUUCUUAGUGAAAUUUGAAAGCGACCUACCAGUGAACGUUAAAAACGACUGAACCAAGCAACAAAGAGAAGCGUCGACCCGAUCUACAUCAAGCUCGAUUUCAUUCUUAUCAAUGGCAGAAGCAGUCAAGAGGUCAUCAGAUACCAAGUAUGCAGUGGUUACAGGAGCAAACAAGGGGAUUGGAUUUGAAAUAUGCAGGCAGUUGGCUUCACAUGGGAUUGUAGUUGUAUUAACAGCCAGAGAUGAGAAGAGAGGCCUUGAAGCUCUUCAUAAACUAAAAGACUCCCCUCUCUCUGAGCUUAUUGUGUUUCAUCAGCUUGAUGUGGCUGACGAUGCCAGUAUCGCUGCUUUUGCUAAUUUCAUCAAAACUCAAUUUGGAAAGCUUGAUAUCCUGGUUAAUAAUGCUGGUGUUAAUGGAAUUGCAGUUGAUGAUGCUACUUUCAGACCCGAGUCUGGUAAGGAAGCUGCAAAUGUCGAUUGGCAAUGGCAUAAAAAAACAACUCAAAACUAUGAGUUAGCCGAAGAAUGCCUGAAAAUAAACUAUUAUGGUGCUAAAAGAAUGGUUGAGGAAUUUAUUCCCCUACUUCAGUUGUCUGAUUCACCGAGGAUUGUUAACGUUUCGUCCUUGCUGGGGAUAUUGAAGUACGUGUGUAAUGGAUGGGCUAAAGAAGUUUUGGGGGAUGCUGACAACCUUUCAGAAGAGAGAAUUGAUGAGGUAUUGAGCAAGUAUCUAGAAGAUUUUAAAGAAGGUUCACCAGAAAGCAAAGGCUGGCCUAGUUUUUUGUCUGCCUAUAUACUUUCAAAAGCUGCUAUGAAUGCUUACACAAGGAUCCUCGCCAAGAAGCUCCCAACUUUUCGCGUCAAUUGUGUCACCCCUGGCUUUGUCAAAACGGACAUAAACUACAACAAUGGCUUACUAUCUGUUGAAGAAGGGGCAGAAAGUCCAGUGAGAUUAGCAUUGUUGCCUAAUGAUGGUCCUUCUGGUUGCUUCUUUAAUCAGAAAGAGGAGUCGCCAUUUUGAUUGGACAAAAGUAUACACAGUAAGGGUUUGUGUAUAGCUGGAGACAAUCUCAGACUCUGUAUCCUGAAGUCUUAGGAAAACCAGUAUCAUUCAGAAUGUAUGUAGAAUAGCAAGUUUGUAUAUUCUUUAUGGGAAACAUGGUAAUCUGUGUCGAUAUUCUAAAAUAUUACGGGAAAAACUAAAGAAAGUAUGUAUUCAUAUGAAUAUUAGCUUUUUAUUAAUAAUUAUGUGUAAAAAUAAAUAUA